This is a messenger RNA of Paecilomyces variotii, 1494 nucleotides long. RefSeq names its product putative malate/L-lactate dehydrogenase. Gene Ontology annotation, molecular function: oxidoreductase activity. The transcript has a single exon. NCBI's taxonomy places the organism in Eukaryota, Fungi, Ascomycota, Eurotiomycetes, Eurotiales, Thermoascaceae. The coding region runs from base 263 to 1336 and encodes 357 amino acids. The record is from RefSeq and is a predicted model, not a curated record.
UUUCUUUUUCCAGAAAACUUACGCCAAAAUAAAAUCUUGUCGCAUAAAAGCUCGUACCGUACAUUGUUAAGGUACCUCAUUUUUGACUUUCGGAGUAUAUCCGAAUCACCACUUCCACCCCGCAGAAACACUAAGUAACUAGUUCCCCCAGCAUACGACUGACUCAGCGCUGGCUUCUGUUUGAAUUGUGAGAGGGUUCUAUGCGAGAGAAAUCAAAAUAUCCACUAUUAUCACUUCAAAGGACCCCUUUAUAUAAGCAUCGAUGGAAUCGCAAACUGACAAUAAACUAUACGUUAGCGCACCAGAUGCUACGGAAUUCGUGCGCUCAGUCCUCAUUGGCAACGGUGUCCCUCCUAGAAAUGCAAGUAUUGUAGCCGAUUGUCUGGUUCAAGCGGAUCUUCGUGGCGUCGAUACCCAUGGCAUCAAUCGCAUCCCCUCAUACAUGGCACGGAUUCGAGAAGGAGUCUUGGAUGCCAAAGCAGAUCCCUCACUGCACCAGAUCACUCCUGUUGUGGCACAAGUGGAUGGGAAGAAUGGCUUCGGUUUUGUCGCAGCACAUAUGGGUAUGGCGCGCGCGAUCGAGAUGGCAAAGGACUUCGGAAUCGGCAUGGUUUCGGUGAAACACUCGAAUCAUUUCGGGAUGUCUGCGUGGGUUGUGCAACAGGCACUAGAUGCGGGGAUGAUGAGUCUUGUCUUUACAAAUUCUUCGCCGGCACUACCUGUCUGGGGUGGACGGUCGAAGCUAAUGGGAGUAUCGCCUAUCGCGUGCGGUGCACCAGCAGGGAAGGAGAAGCCGUUUAUUCUGGACAUGGCACCUUCUGUCGCAGCGAGGGGCAAGAUAUACAAGGCAGCUCGUCGCGGGGAGAAGAUCCCAACCGACUGGGCAUUGGACGGCGAAGGAAAGCAAACGGAUGAUCCGAAUAAAGCUCUUGAGGGGGUCAUGCUUCCAAUGGGUGGGCCGAAGGGCUCUGCGCUUGCGAUCAUGAUGGAUGUUUUCUCUGGCGUGUUGUCUGGCUCGGCGUUUGCAGGACAUGUCACUAAUCCAUAUGAUCCAUCAAAACCAGCAGAUGUAGGCCAUUUUAUGGUCGCAAUCAAACCAGAUCUAUUCAUGAGCCUGGAAGACUUCAAGGAGAGAAUGGAUUAUCUGUACAGAAGGGUUGUGGAAUCGGACAAAAUGGCUGGGGUUGAUCGGAUAUAUUACCCGGGUGAGAUUGAGCAGCUAACGAGGGAUCAGAGACUGGAAACGGGGAUUCCGUAUGUGCAGGCGGAAAUUGAUGCAUUGAAUAGAGAAGCAGAACGAGUUGGUGCGGAGAAUAUUAACAUUUUGAAAAAGUGAGGUUGCUUUUUAGUGCUGUGUAUGUCGUUUCUGUAUGCUCGGUGAUUCCUUUUAUAGGUGGACAAUCUCGUGGAUAGACGAUGUUUCUAAUUUCAUGCGUGGAAUCCUUCUCGGCGAUACUUGGGUCCAAAUAGAUGUCAUACAAUAAAAUCAUGAAG